This is a messenger RNA of Megalobrama amblycephala (Wuchang bream), 3371 nucleotides long. RefSeq names its product zinc finger protein 345-like. Gene Ontology annotation, biological process: regulation of transcription by RNA polymerase II. The record is from RefSeq and is a predicted model, not a curated record. Lineage: Eukaryota; Metazoa; Chordata; Actinopteri; Cypriniformes; Xenocyprididae. The transcript is spliced from 4 exons. The coding region runs from base 140 to 2185 and encodes 681 amino acids. Gene Ontology annotation, molecular function: DNA-binding transcription factor activity, RNA polymerase II-specific; RNA polymerase II cis-regulatory region sequence-specific DNA binding.
ACUUCAUUUUUUUAUAUUACAUUAUAAACUUCCCAAAGCUAUUUUUCUAGUUAUUUUAAGUCAGUAAUUUGACUGAGUGUUGGAUUCCUGCACAAUGUUGUGAGUGGGAACCAUUGAUUGCAGUGUUUGUUCGAACGGGAUGCUUAUCUGUGUCUCUGUUCCUUUAAGGAGCGCGCGCGUCGCGUCAGAACGCGAGUGGACGCUGAUGAGGCAGGACGCUCCUUUUUUCCCCUCUCGUCUUCCAGCCAUUGUUGCUCCUCCCACACUGGAAUUCAUCAGUGAAGCUCCUCCCACAUCACUCCCAUCACCAGUGAAGCUCCUCCCACACUGGAAAGGAAACUAUAAGAUGGAAGAAAGUGUCCUGAUGGAAGUAAAGGAGGAGAGUGAAGAACUGAGUGAAGUAGAGGAGAAACAUCAUGCCAAACCUGGAGAAAAACCUCAGAGUCGCACAAAGACUAAAAAGACAUUUAGAAAGAAAAGAAGAGCCAAAAAAUCUAUAACCUGCACUCAGUGUGGAAAGAGUUUCUCAACCAAACAAUGUCUUGAGUAUCACAAGAGGAUCCACACUGGAGAGAAGCCCUUCAAGCGUGAUCAGUGUGGGAAGAGUUUCAAACAAUCAGGACAACUUAUACUACACCUGAGACUUUAUACUGGAGAGAAGCCGCAUGUAUGCCACCAAUGUAGGAAGAGUUUCACACGAUCAGAAGACCUUAAAUUACACUUGAGAAUCCACACUGGAGAGAAGCCGUUCACAUGUGAUCAGUGUGGGAAGAGCUUCAUAAAAUCAUCACGGCUUAAGAGACACAUGAAGAUCCACACUGGAGAGAAGCCGUUCACAUGUGAUCAGUGCGGGAAGAGCUUGACAACCAAAAGAAUUCUUGAGUAUCACAUGAGGAUCCACACUGGAGAGAAGCCAUUCACAUGUGAUCAGUGCGGGAAGAGCUUCAGAAAUUCAUCAUGCCUUAAGAGCCACAUGAAGAUCCACACGGGAGAGAGGCCGUUCACAUGUGAUCAGUGCGGGAAGAGCUUCAGAAAUUCAUCAGACCUUAAGAGCCACAUGAAGAUCCACACGGGAGAGAAGCCGUUCACAUGUGGCCAGUGUGGAAAGAGUUUCACAACCAAACAUAGUCUUGAGUAUCACAUGAGGAUCCACACCGGAGUGAGACCAUUCACAUGUGAUCACUGCAGCAGAACGUUUCUUGGGUCAUCACACCUGAAGAAACACCUGACAGUUCAUAUGAAGGAGAAGCCACAUUCAUGUUCUGUGUGUGGAAAGAGUUUUUCACUGCUGGAGAGUUUACGCAGACAUCAGAAAAUUCAUACUGGUGUGAGAGAGUACAUGUGCUUUGAGUGUGAGAAGACUUUUAAUAGAGGGAGUGAUUUAAAACAGCACCAGAGAAUUCACACUGGAGAAAAACCUUACAAGUGUUCACACUGUGACAAGAGAUUCAGUCUGUCAUCAUCUCUGAAAAAACAUGAGAGGAUCCACACUGGAGAGAAACCUUACAAGUGUUCACACUGUGACAAGAGAUUCAGUGUGUCAUCAUCUCUGAAAAAACAUGAGAGGAUCCACACUGGAGAAAAACCUUACAAGUGUUCACACUGUGACAAGAGAUUUAGUGAUUCAUCAUCUCUGAAAAAACAUGAGAGGAUCCACACUGGAGAAAAACCUCACAAGUGUUCACACUGUGACAAGAGAUUUAGUGAUUUAUCAUCUCUGAAAACACAUGAGAUGAUCCACACUGGAGAGAAACCUUACAAGUGUACAAACUGUGACAAGAGAUUCAGUCUGUCAUCAAAUCUGAAAACACAUGAGAGGAUCCACACUGGAGAGAAACCUUACAAGUGUUCACACUGUGACAUGAGAUUUAUUCAGUUAGUAUCUCUGCAAAGACAUGAGAGGAUCCACAUUGUAGAAAAAACGUACAAGUGUUCAAACUGUGACAAGAGAUUCAAUCAGUCAUCAUCUCUGAAAAAACAUGAGAGGAUCCACAGCGGAGGGAAGCCGUACACAUGUUAUCACUGUGGAAAGAGUUUUUAUAUUAAAAGUUACCUGAAGUCACACAUGAAGAUCCAUGCAGUGGAGAAACCACAUCACCACAGUCUGAGAUCACGAACUACCAGAAAGCAUUUGGAAGGACAGAGAGAUCCAGUGAUCCAGAACCUGCUGAAUGAAACAUCAUGAUACUGAAGAACAAAGAACUGUUUAUUCUUCAUUCCUCAUUCAUUCAUCACUGAAGAACAUGCUGAUGUUCACCAGAUUUACACUGUUUCAGGUCGAGACUAAAAAAACAACAGACUAAAGCACACAAAAAACAAAGUGAAUUGAUUAUUGAUUUGUUCUAUAACUCUUUUUUUUAUUGGCAUUUUAUAUAUAUUUGACACAAGAAAGGACUAAAUUGGAGGUGAAACACAAAUGUAUGGUGCAUGGAGAUAUAGUGCAUUCCUGUGAGACUUUCACAAUAGAAUAGAAUAGAAUAGAUUUCCUGAUAGAUUUUCCCAUUCCUGGGAAAUUUGUCUUGGACAUCAUGACACGAUCAGUACACAACUUCCAUCCCACACAACACAUAACAUACAUUUGUUAUAUAACUUUUAUUAUUAGGAAAUACAGUUUGUUUUCUUUUCCACAUCUGUGUCCACAGAAAAGUUAAUAUAAUCAGCUAUACUUUCAAUGUCCAUCUCAUGAAAGAGUUCCCAGUCUGUAGAAGUAAAGCAGCCCUUUAAAUACUGUCAUCAGAUCAAACAGAAACUGUCUUCAUCUUUUUAAAAGUGUUCUAUAAUCUGGAAUCAAGUGAAUCAUGUUUUGAUCACAGUUUGAUAAAGGAGGUUUAGACUUGGCAACAUAUGCAUUCUUCACAUUUUCAUAACAUUUAUCUAAAAUCUUAUUACCUCGAGUAUCAUUCUUGAUAUACUCUUCAUACCCCGGAAGACAUCAUGGUGGAGCCAGGUCUCUGUAAAGACCAUCAAGCAAGAGUCAGGAUACUCAUGGCAAAUCCUUGAGUUUAUGCGUAGCUCCUCUUUGUUCCUUAAAGCCCAUAUGUUGCUUAAAAUCGCACGUUCUGAUGACAUCCUUUGUUUAUUAUGUAGAACAAAAGUUUUGAAAAUUAAGUUCAUGAACAAUGUUUAGAGGACUUGAUGGAUGAGAUGGAUUUGGAAUUCCCCCAAAGUAAGUAUAAAAAGACUAAGGAGUGAAGCACCUCUGCAUUAAGCAUGAAGGACACCUGAUACGCUAUCGAUGGACGCUUAACAACAUCCCCAGUAUUGCUGAUUAAAGGAUUAUUAAGCUUUUUAGCUGAAGCUGAUUUUAAGUUUUAUUUUAUUUGACAUUAACACCUUUGUAUUGUAACCAAUAAAAUAAGUGUUACUAUUGC